GUCUUUGUUUAUAUUCUCUAUAUAUAGUCCCAUCCUUUCACUGUUCUGCUGAACCAAAAGCAAAAGGCUGUUAGACACCUCCGGCUCCCAGCCUUUUUCUACCCCUAUUUUCUACUGUUUUGUUAUUCUCAGAAUCCAAACACAUGGGAGAAAACCCAGAAAGGAGAGGGUGAAAGUUUGAGAACUUUGUUUGGUUUUACUUUGGAAAAGUGAGUGUUUUGUUGGUUUUAAAGGACAAGAGAGAGAAAAACAAAGAAUAGGAGAUGGGUGAUAAAGAUGAUGGUUUGGGGUUGCGUUUGAGCUUGGGAUGUGCUCAAAAUCAGCCUUCUUUGAAGUUAAAUCUCACACCUUUAGCUUCAACCCGCAUGCAAAAUGUUCAGCAGAAGAACAGUUGGAAUGAGCUGUUUCAGUCUUCUGAUCGACACUUGGAUGCAAGAUCAUUUCUUGGAGGAAUUGAUGUGAACCAGGCACCAGCAAUGGUUGAUUGCGAGGAGGAAGGUGGGUUGUCGUCGCCCAACAGCACCGUUUCUAGCAUAAGUGGAAAGAGAAAUGAGAGAGACCCUGUGAGUGAUGAAACUGAGGCUGAGAGAGCGUCUUGCUCUUUAGCUUGUGAUGACGAAGAUGGUGCUGCUGGCGAUGCCUCAAAGAAGAAGCUUAGGCUUUCAAAGGAACAGUCGUUGGUGCUUGAAGAAAACUUCAAGGAACAUAGCACUCUUAAUACGAAGCAAAAGUUGGCAUUGGCAAAGCAAUUGAAUCUGAGGCCUAGGCAAGUGGAAGUUUGGUUCCAGAACAGAAGGGCAAGGACAAAGUUUAAGCAGACGGAAGUUGACUGUGAGUAUCUAAAGAGAUGUUGCGAGAAUCUAAGAGAGGAGAACAGGAGGCUGCAGAAGGAAGUGCAAGAACUUAGAGCAUUAAAACUCUCCCCACAGCUCUACCUGCACAUGAAUCCUCCCACAACUCUCACCAUGUGUCCUUCCUGUGAACGUGCGUCGGUUUCUUCAUCAUCGUCCUCUGCCGCAGCUGCUUCCUCCACCCCCACUUCAGCAGUUCCAAACCGUCACCAGAUGAGUUCCAGCCAUCAACGUCCAGUGCCUGUUAGUCCCUGGGCAGCACUGCCAAUUAGUCAUCGACCCUUCAAUGCCCCUGCAUCUAGAUCAUAAUUAGGAUAGUUAUGUUCUCAAAUGGGAGAAUAUUUUUGGCGGGAUACCAUUACUAUUUUUUUCAAGCCUUGUUUCCUGUUGGACUAGAUAAAGCAGGAGAUAAGGAAAUAUAACAGAAGAAUCUGAAUCCCUUUCGGUUAUAUUGUUGUGAUCUGAUUGUGGGCGAAGUGAGAAGUAGAAAUGAAAGGAGGUGGACAACAUCUACAGACUCUAAUGAAGGAAUAAUAAAGAUAUGGGAAGAUGGUUUUGUUUAUCCUUUAUAACUUAUUGGUGGCUUUUUCCUUGUGAAUGGUUGUACAAAUAGCUUUGAUCGGAUUCCGACUUUUGUCUACUAUUUUGUCGAAUUCGUUGCAACAAGGACUGCAGGAUUUUGGCAGUUAACUUCAAAGGACGCACAGCAAAUCUGACAAAUUCCUAAAAUGAUUUUUAACGUCAUUCAACCCCUUGAAUAGUUUCUAGGAAAAGCACUAAACCAAAACUGUACAGUUGAUUUUUUUCAGUUCCUUUCCUCUUUUACAUAAACAAAUUAAUUGUCGAAACAAAACCAGAGAAUUUAAGUGAACAUUGUCCAUUAAAUGGUUCAUAAAAGAGUGAGUAAAUUAGAACGGGCCUAAUCCCUUAAAGAAGCAAGGUAUACGGAUGUAUAGGCGUGCUAGAAGUUCUUAGCCACAAAUUAUAAUCUCAGAAGUACUGCUUUAAGCCCAAAAGUAAAAGAGAGUAACAGCAGUUUGGCAGCAGAAGCUUCCAAUAGGCAAUAGCUAUAAUUCAUUCCUCUUUACUCUUUUCAGGAUUGAAAAACAACACGAGGAUCCUGUGGGGAUUCGUUGCAUUUAGUUAUUUUCAAGUUCCUAAAUGGAGCUGUUUUUGUGGUGAAAACAACUUUAAGAAAAGCAUUCAAUGCGCUAAUAACUGCGUUUGGAACGAAGUCCUCAA
This is a messenger RNA of Durio zibethinus, 2093 nucleotides long. RefSeq names its product homeobox-leucine zipper protein HAT3-like. Gene Ontology annotation, cellular component: nucleus. Gene Ontology annotation, molecular function: DNA-binding transcription factor activity, RNA polymerase II-specific; sequence-specific DNA binding. The record is from RefSeq and is a predicted model, not a curated record. Gene Ontology annotation, biological process: regulation of DNA-templated transcription. Lineage: Eukaryota; Viridiplantae; Streptophyta; Magnoliopsida; Malvales; Malvaceae.